GCUGCCACUUGCGUAAUAAUAAUAUCAUAUUUAUCUUCCUUAAAGCUACACAAAAAACAAACUAAUCCAGUAUCAGAGAGAGCGAGAGAAAGAUUGGAAGAAUGGGUGUGGUGAUAAUUGACGGAUCAACAGUGAGGGCUUUUGUGAGUGACGAUGAGCAAUUCAAGAAGAGUGUUGAUGAGGCAUUUGCAAGUUUAGAUCUCAACAACGAUGGGGUUUUAUCACGCUCUGAACUACGCAAGGCUUUUGAAUCUAUGCGCCUCAUCGAGACCCACUUCGGCGUCGAUGUGGCCACUCCUCCUGAACAACUGACACAACUUUAUGAUUCCAUUUUUGACAAGUUUGAUUUGGAUAGCAGUGGAAGUGUUGAUGUUGCAGAGUUCAGGUCUGAGAUGAAAAAGAUUUUGCUUGCUAUUGCUGAUGGCUUAGGAUCUUGCCCUAUUCAGAUGGCUCUUGAGGAUGGUGACCAGAAUUUUCUCAAGAAAGCUGCUGAUCUUGAGGCUUCCAAGAUUGCUAAUGCUGAAGCUUCUUCUUAAUUGUAUCGUGUUUAUGUCCUCUUGCUAUGCCAAGCUUUAAUUUCAAAUAAGAGAAAAGUUCCCUUUUUUUGAAAUUUUA
Pistacia vera is the source of this 615-nucleotide messenger RNA. RefSeq lists its product as uncharacterized. The record is from RefSeq and is a predicted model, not a curated record. The transcript has a single exon. Bases 102 to 536 code for a protein of 144 amino acids. Gene Ontology annotation, molecular function: calcium ion binding. NCBI's taxonomy places the organism in Eukaryota, Viridiplantae, Streptophyta, Magnoliopsida, Sapindales, Anacardiaceae.